Messenger RNA from Ochotona curzoniae (black-lipped pika), 3492 nucleotides. Its product is annotated as KIAA0319 like. The transcript is spliced from 21 exons. The coding region runs from base 190 to 3345 and encodes 1051 amino acids. The record is from RefSeq and is a predicted model, not a curated record. Gene Ontology annotation, cellular component: cytoplasmic vesicle; plasma membrane. NCBI's taxonomy places the organism in Eukaryota, Metazoa, Chordata, Mammalia, Lagomorpha, Ochotonidae.
ACUGAGGCGAGAAGGGAGCUGUCCGGGUGGGGAGGCCGCACUGCUUUAUUCCUCCUUCCCCUGGGUGAGGGGAAUGAAGGUUGGGAACCCCGAACCCAUGGAGCGGAAGGAGGCGGAGGCUGUCGAGAGCCGGGGCCCCGCUAGGUGGCCGUGAGCCCCCGUGUACUGAUUGCGCUCGUCUGGGAGGCCAUGGAGAAGAGGCUGGGAGCGAUGCCAGUUCCGGCUUCCUGGAUUUUAUCAGGAUGUUGUUGGCAGUCAACGGUGAAGUGGUUGAGAAGCUUGUACCUGUUUUAUGCUUGCUUCUGCUUCAGCGCUCUGUGCUCGUCAACAGAUGCCAGUGUGAGCAGAUGCCAGCAAGGGGAGACGCGCUUUGGAGUCGGCCUGAGAUCUGGGGGAGAAAAUCACCUCUGGCUUCUUGAAGGAUCCCCCUCCGUCCAGUUGUGUUGGGCUGCCUGCUGCCGGGACUCUGCCUGUCAAGCCUUUUGGUGGCUGGAAGGGAUGUGUAUUGGGGCCAACUGCAGCAAGCCACGGAGCUGCCAGGCUGUUAGGACAGACUCUUCCAAUUCCAUACUGGUGUUUUUAAAAAAACGCCAAACUACAGAUGAUUCGGGGUUUCCACCUGAAGAUGGUAUACCACAUCUUCUGGGGCUGCAGUGGAGCGCGGCAUCUUGGAGGAGACAGAGCCCUGCCAGAGCUCCAUUCAGACUUUCUGUAUCUGCCAGUGACCAUCAGAGCUUGAUCAGGAAGCUUUGGAAGAGAGAUAAUCGCAAUGAAGAAGUGGCCCCUUUAAUGACGGGGGAUGCUGAAGUGAAUGACUCAAAGGAACUGUUCAAUGUGACUGGCCAGGACUCUGCAGAGGUUCACAAGGCAGUUACAGUUUCCAGUCCCUUAACCACAGUCCUGACUGCAGAGAUUCUUAAUGGGUCAAAGAAUCAAUCAGUUCAGCUUGAAACAUCAGCAGAUCCUGGAACUACAGCCAGUCCUCAGCAAGUAAAAAAUGUUCCUGGGAAAAUGCAGAUUGCUACCCCUCUGCCAGUGGCCCCCUCCUACAGCUAUGCCACCCUCACCCCCAAGACCUCUUUCCAGAGCACCUCAGCACCACACCCAGUUAUAAAGGAACUGGUGGUGUCCGCUGGAGAGAGUGUCCAGAUAACCCUUCCCAAGAAUGAAGUUCAAUUAAAUGCAUAUGUUCUCCAAGAACCAGAUGAUGGAGAAACCUACACCUACGACUGGCGGCUGAUUACUCAUCCUAAAGACUACAGUGGAGAAAUGGAAGGGAAACAUUCCCAGGUCCUCAAACUAUCCAAGCUCACUCCCGGCCUGUAUGAAUUUAAAGUGAUUGUAGAUGGUCAGCACGCCCAUGGGGAAGGCUAUGUGAAUGUCACCGUGGAACCAGAACCCCGAAAGAAUCAGCCUCCCGUCGCAGUUGUGUCACCCCAGUUCCAGGAGAUCUCUCUCCCAACCACGUCCACCGUGAUUGAUGGCAGCCAAAGCACUGAUGAUGAUAAAAUUGUCCAGUACCAUUGGGAGGAACUGAAAGGGCCUCUGAGAGAAGAGAAGAUUUCUGAAGAUACAGCCAUAUUAAAACUGAGUAAGCUCGUCCCUGGCAACUACACUUUCAGCUUGACUGUAGUGGACUCUGAUGGAGCCAGCAACUCUACCACUGCCAACCUGACAGUGAACAAAGCCGUGGAUUACCCCCCUGUGGCCAACGCAGGCCCCAACCAAGUGAUCACCCUGCCCCAGAACUCCAUUACCCUCUAUGGGAACCAGAGCACCGAUGACCACGGUAUCAGCAGCUAUGAGUGGUCCCUCAGCCCAAGCAGCAAAGGAAAGGUGGUGGAGAUGCAGGGUGUCAGAACACCCAUCCUGCAGCUCUCCGCAAUGCAAGAAGGAGACUACACUUACCAGCUCAUGGUGACUGACACUAUAGGACAGCAGGCCACUGCUCAGGUGACCGUCAUUGUGCAGCCUGAGAACAACAAGCCUCCCCAAGCCGACGCCGGCCCAGACAAAGAGCUGACCCUGCCGGUGGACAGCACAACCCUGGAUGGCAGCAAGAGCUCAGAUGAUCAGAGAAUUGCCUCCUACCUCUGGGAGAAGACCCAGGGACCUGAUGGGGUGCAGCUCGAGAAUGCUAACAGCAGUGUCGCCACCGUGUCUGGACUGCAGGUGGGGACCUACGUGUUUACCUUGACUGUCAAAGAUGAGAGGAACCUGCAAAGCCAGAGCUCCGUGAACGUCAUUGUCAAAGAAGAAAUGAACAAACCACCUACAGCCAGGAUAACUACGAAUGUGGUGAUUACCCUGCCCACGAACACAGCAGAGCUGGAUGGCUCCAAGUCCUCAGAUGACAAGGGAAUAGUCAGCUACCUCUGGACUCGAGAUGAGGGCAGUCCAGCAGCAGGGGAGGUGCUAAACCACUCUGACCAUCACCCCGUCCUCUUUCUUGCCAACCUGGUCGAGGGAACCUACACCUUUCACCUGAAAGUGACUGAUGCAAAGGGUGAGAGUGACACAGACCGGACCACAGUGGAGGUGAAGCCAGAUCCCAGGAAAAGCAACCUAGUGGAGAUCAUCUUGGACGUCAACGUCAGUCAGCUCACUGAGAGGCUGAAGGGGAUGUUCAUCCGCCAGAUUGGGGUCCUCCUGGGGGUGCUGGACUCCGACAUCAUUGUGCAAAAGAUUCAGCCGUACACGGAGCAGAGCACCAAGAUGGUGUUCUUCGUUCAGAACGAGCCUUCCCACCAGAUCUUCAAGGGCCAUCAGGUGGCAGCGAUGCUCAAGAGUGAACUACAGAAGCAAAAGGCAGACUUCCUGAUAUUUGGAGCCCUGGAAAUCAACACUGUCACGUGUCAGCUCAACUGCUCAGACCAUGGCCACUGUGACUCGUUCACCAAACGCUGCAUCUGCGACCCAUUUUGGAUGGAGAAUUUCAUCAAGGUGCAGCUGAGGGAUGGAGACAGCAACUGUGAGUGGAGCGUUCUGUAUGUGAUCAUCGCCACUUUCGUCAUCAUUGUGGCCUUGGGAAUCCUGUCUUGGACCAUGAUCUGUUGCUGUAAGAGGCAAAAAGGAAAACCCAAGAGGAAGAGCAAAUACAAGAUCCUUGAUGCCACCGACCAGGAGAGCCUGGAGUUGAAGCCGACCCCUCGGGCAGGCGUCAAGCAGAAGGGCCCAGCACCGAGCAGCAGCCUCAUGCACUCCGAGUCGGAGCUGGACAGUGACGAUGCCAUUUUCACAUGGCCCGACCGAGAGAAGGGCAAGCUCCCACACGGCCAGAAUGGCUCGGUGCCCAACGGGCAGACCCCACUCAAGGUCCGGAGUGCACGGGAGGAGAUCUUGUAGCUGCCUGGCCUGAGGCCUCAGGGCAGGGACUAGCAGUGCACAGCACCCAGGGGCCACUGCCACCCUCUGGCAUCUGCUGAUCACUCUGUGCCGUGCCCCGGAACUGUUGGUACCCAAACCCGGACACUCCAGGAACCAUGAAUGAAG